This is a messenger RNA of Hypoxylon fragiforme, 1852 nucleotides long. RefSeq names its product P60-like protein. Gene Ontology annotation, biological process: rRNA processing; ribosomal large subunit assembly. The record is from RefSeq and is a predicted model, not a curated record. Gene Ontology annotation, cellular component: nucleolus. Gene Ontology annotation, molecular function: 5S rRNA binding. Bases 301 to 1608 code for a protein of 435 amino acids. The transcript is spliced from 2 exons. NCBI's taxonomy places the organism in Eukaryota, Fungi, Ascomycota, Sordariomycetes, Xylariales, Hypoxylaceae.
AUUGGCCAAAACAAAACUCCAGUGACUCCAUUGGUGGGGAUUUAGAUGAUUUAGGUUCUUCGUUAUGUAAUCCAUAUGCAAAUCGACAAGCUUCGAGGCUAGCUCUGGCGUUGAUUAUUUCUUAUCUUAUCAAUAACCAUUUGACCCUUGGAUUUACAAAAAAAAAUUCUGGCUGAGAUCGCCCCACUACAUACAUGUAAGAUUUCUACUAAAGUAUCGAUCUGACAUUCAAACACUCAAAUAAUACAUACUCGAUAGCCAAAACAAUCGAAUCGCACGUCCAAGUUUAAUUGUCAAAAGAUGCCAGUUAUUAGACCUCAAAAGGGGCCCACCACGGCACCCGCAACUUACAGUCAACCAUCGAGAAAAGGCAAGAAGGCAUGGAGAAAGAAUGUCGAUGUUACCGAAGUGCAGAAGGGUCUCGAAGAAUUGAAUGAAGAAAUCCUCAAAGGUGGUGUCAUAGCCGAAAAGCCUUCCGAGGAACUCUUCGUCAUCGAUACAGUCGGAGACGCUUCACUAACCAAGAAGUUCCCAAAGCAUACCUCGAAAUCCUUGAAAGCGGACGAAAUCAUUGCUGCGCGCUCGGUCAUACCUGCAGUAGAUUCGCGCAAGCGCCCAGGGGACAAGACGACUGAUGGAAUCAUUCCGGCUAAGCGACCCAGAAGGGAAUAUGUAACGCAAAAGGAGCUAGCUCAACUGCGCAAAGUAGCGGAUGGCGAGCAUGAGACAACAGUAGAGAUGGUGGAUGCCUCGUACGACCCUUGGGAGAUGGUACCGAAAGUCGAGGCUCCAAUCACAGAUGAUAGAGACGAUAAGAAAAAGGCCCCCAAGUCCAUCUCACGAAAGCCGAUAUCUCUAUUAGCAAGUGGGAAAAUGGCUAAGGCCGUACCUAAGCCUACGGGUGGAUACAGUUACAACCCAGCCUUUGACGACUACGAGGCUCGUUAUACAGAGGAAGCUAAUAAAGCUGUUGAGGCCGAAAAGAAGCGUCUGCAAGAAAAAGAAGCUGAACGAUUGAAGAAGGAAGCCGCUGCUAGAUCAGCCGCGGAGGCAGAGGCUGCAGAAGCCCGCGCAGAACUGUCGGAGUGGGAUGAAGAUUCCGAAUGGGAGGGCGUCCAGAGUGGGGGCGAGGAGUUGAAAGUUAGCGCAAAGCGGCCAGAACGCAAAACCAAGGCGCAGCGAAACAGAAUUCAGAGACGGAAGGAGGAGGAGCGACGACUAAGACACGAAGCUAAAACAAAGGUUCGAAAAGCUCAACUGGAAGAAAUCAAACGGAUUGCAAGGGAGGCAGCAGAGCGUGACCUUGAGCAAGCUUUAACACUCGCGCAAAUUGAAGAAAGUGGAAAUAGCGCGGAUGAUAACGAUGAGGAGCUUCGACGACGUCAACUAGGAAAACUUCAAGUACCAGAGAAGGACCUAGAGUUAGUUCUUCCCGACGAAUUGCAGGACUCCUUACGACUUCUAAAACCGGAGGGCAACUUGAUGAAGGAGCGUUAUCGGAGCUUGCUAAUUAGAGGAAGAGUGGAGGCCCGAAGACAUAUACCAUUCAAGAAGCAAGCCCGGACCAAGCUCACUGAGAAGUGGACUUACAAGGACUUCAGCAUCUAAAGUUGCCUAUCAGAAAUCUAGGUACUUACGUACUUGAAUUAAAAAUGCAUGAGGCCAUCAAUUUCUAGCAGGUACUUACGUGCAUGUCUAUGAAGUGUGAUGUUUCUGGUGCUACAUCGGCAUUGUCGGAGAUGUCAGAGUGCAUAGUAAAUAAUAGUCAAUCCGGCGGUCCCGGUUCCUGAACUACGGGACGCGAUAAUAAUUAGCACGUGUCUGGACUCUGUUUAAUAAACUCAAUACCACA